AUGGAGGAACUUUUACAAGAGAUUUUCAAAGAAGCUACAGGGCCCAAGUUAUUGACGCUGAAGAAGUCAUGUCAGGAUGCAUUAGAGGUGCUGUGCGUCCAAGAAAGCAACGCCCGCCGUCCAUCGUACGAGCUGCGGCGGGUGUGCCUCCUGCCGCUUCAGAUCGCCCUCGAGACCAAGCGGCCCCGCCUCGUCACUUACGCUCUCCAGGGUUUCCAUAAAAUACUACGCGACGAUCGGUUUCAUAGAGGAAUUGAACCAGAAGACGAUUCAUUAUGGAUGCCAUCACAACUUCUAUGCGCUACGGCUUCAGUCAUGUAUCAUUCACCAGAUACACAGGUUCAAAUAUUCCGUAUGUACCUGUCGCUGGCGCUGUCGCCGAGGCGCACACUGAACGGGCGGCUGUGCGUGUGGGCUUGCGGGCGCUGCGGCGAGGCAGCAGGCGCGGCGCCGCAAGUUGCCGCAGCCGCUCGUGCCGCGGCCGCACAGGCGCUUAGAGCCUACUGCGCACAGCUAGAUGAAGAAUGUCAAGAGCUACUCUCAGAAGGUUCUCCAGUUGGCGGGAAUCAUAUCGUUGCAGUGGGAUGCUACAGUGAGGUGAUACCUGUCAUACAAUAUCUAUGUGGAAGACUGGCGGAAACACAACUGAUUCCGAAACAGAACCCUCUAGCGUUGUUCUUUCUGGACUGCUUGCUAACACUAAUGUCUAGUCUUUCUGAGCGCGUAUGCGGCAACUCUCAUUUCACAACGUUCCUGUGGCAGAAGUUUUGUCCGUCUCUCAUCUCCUUUCUUGGAACGCCGAGGGUCGAUAAGAACAUUAAGGCCAGGGAACAUGAAGGCCAUCUGAUUGACGAUUCUGGCAGGGGAUCAGGUGCUUUAGUAUGCGCUCCAAGUUUCAAUAGCAAGCAAGCAAAAGCUAUAUAUAGUAUAGCAAACCAACUCGUACGUUUGGUGGGAUCGAUAUCGAAUCUUCGACCAGUCCUGGAAGCGUUGUACCACAGGAUGUUACUGUACCCGCCCGUGUCGCAUCGCGUCGAACCUCUACGAAGUGUGAGGGAACUGAUACAGCAGCCGAAGAGAUUGUGCCAGUUGGUACUGUUGAAGAAAACUGACCAACCGGAGAGGCAUAGCGAUGAUAUGGCUAUUAUAAGAUUAAUAAUGGACGGAAUAGAAGAAUGUGGUCGCAGUGGUAAUCCAGAAGUAGUUGCAGCUGCAGUGGAAUGCGUUGUUUCUCUGCUUGAUGCUCUAGAGAAACUUUGUUCUGGGCCCAACGAUUAUUUGUCAUCCGACGUAGCUACGCUUAUACUGAAGCACUGGCCAAAGCUUCAAGACGCUGACUAUACGGGACCAUUAACUUAUCAAACUUUAGCUAGGCUACCCAGUCCAUACAGGGACGUAGUGGCUGUGUUGCAAAGCAGUGAAGAAAAGGAGCACGAUUCUUCGGAUACUUCGGGACCAGAGAAUUUAAGUUCUGGAAGCGACGGUGAAGUAGAUUCUGACGCAGACAAUGUAUUUUUACCGUCUCGAGCCAACGAUCCAUCACCAAAUAAAACCCAUAAUGAUCCAUUUAAUGAGAAAACUAAGGCCGUGCCGAAAACACUAAACCUCGGAAGAUGCACCAUAACCGAAUGUAAUGUGGACCUUGAAAGACACAAUGCUAGACAAUUUAUAAAGACCUUACAGAAUUCUCUAUUGCCAAAACUGAUACAUCUAAGGACUUGUAUAGAGGUGGACGAAGCGAUGCAAGAUUUCGCAUCAAAAUGUUGCCAGCACAACGCGUCGCAACCUCCGGCUACUGCGUGCAUAAUGAACGCCGACGGAGUCUACCUAGCCACUUACUCUGCACUUCUGCUCACAUUGAAGCAAAAACGCACAAUGUGUUACAAUGUGUCCAACCAAAAAGUUCAAGUUCCAAUGACCGAGGACGAGUUUGUAGAAGAAGUGCAGGGAAGCGGCGUCUUGGUAUACCUAUCAGCGACCUGGCUCCGCGAACUAUAUCAACAAGUUCUCGCAAACGAUUUACUAAAGGACGUGCCGACUUCCGAUCAUCCACUCAUACAUUUGCUAUCAGAUCUUGGCGGCUUAGACCAGAAUCCAGUUAUGUCCGAUUGGCAAAAGCUGAAGGAGGUGUCAAGACUAUAUAAUAACAACGAAGACUCGCCGCAACAUCAAGCCAGCCUACGAUGGGCACGAAGAAUACUAACUUGUAUUUGGGACUCCAUGGUUACCGUAUUGAGUGUGCCACUAACUGGAUACAGAAAUAAAAAGCACAAGUUGCAAGGCAUUAUCUCAACGAAGAUCAAUACGUUUGGCAAGAGAAAGCGGAUUGCUUGGGAAGGACUAACAACACAAUGUCUAGAAGGACUACACAAGGCUGCUAAGAUAAGUAACACAUUGAGCUUGCAAAGUCGCUGCAGCAGCAUAUUGGCGCUGCUGGCCAAUUCUGCCAUAUCGCAGCCGCCAAACGGGAAAAUUUUAGCGACGCAUGCCCUGUCCCUUGAUAUUUUAAUCACAGGUGGCUUAGAAUUAGGUUCGAAAGCCCCAGAAUGCUGGGAGCAUAUAUUCAGCGCGUGCCAUUACGUGUCCAGCUUCGAGCACUCGCUGUUCGGCCAGCAGGGUAACAACGCAACGCCCAUAGUUACGAUGCAGACAGGCAGGAACAAAACUGUCUCCAUAUUGCAGGCCGAUGCCAAGUUGGGGCUGGAUGGGAAAGACGACGAAACCUGCGUGGACGUGUUCAAUUUCUUGCAGCCAGUAAUGGAGAAUAAUUUAAACAACGACAUGUCUGCGGCAAAAAUUGUUGAAACUUGUCGGCAAGAGGGAGGCAACGUGAUAUCUGGGCCGGGAGCGGCGCGCGUUUGCUGCGCGCUCUCGGCAGCUGCGGACACGCUGUUCACUCGGCUGGCGGCCACCACCACGCUGCCCACACUACGCGCAGCCCUGCAACGGCUAGUCGCUCACCAACACCGGCUGCUGUUCUCGGCGUGGGAGCAGGAUGUGGCGAACAACAACGCGGCGUGGUGGCGGCGAGGGCGCGCGGGGGGUGCGGUGUACGCGGGGGGCGCGGCGGAGGCGGCGCGCGCGCUGUGCCGCGCCGGCGACGUGGCGCUGCGCUGCCUGCGCGCCGUGCGCCCGCUCGCGCACCGCAUGGCCAUCUGGACGGUGGUCGGCCCGCACUUCAUGCAGGCUGCAUGCCACAAGGAUAUUCAAAUAGCCAGUCUUGCCAUCCAGUGUUUACAUGACUGUGCAACUACACUGCUCAAUCAACAAGUGGAGCUUCCUCAUUUCCACUUUAACGAAGCGCUGCUAAAACCUUUUGAAAAUUUAUUGUGCCUAGAACUUUGCGAUGAUGAUAUACAGGAACAAAUUAUCUCUUGUAUAUGUGAGUUCGUUGAGACGAAUCGCAUGGAAAUUAGAUCUGGUUGGCGCCCACUUUUCAAUACUUUACGGGCCGCCAACAAUUCAAACCAGUAUUCAGCUAUUCUAGAAAUAUUUAAAGUUUUCCUCAAUACAGACAAUACGUUAGUCUUUGCUAAUGCUGCUCUCGAUUGUAUACUUUGCCUACUUAGUCAUAUUAAAGGACUUCAUUUUGAAGAAGUACAGGCAACGGAAGUUAAGCCAAAAAAGAUCACACCUCCGCAACCAAAACCUAGCCUGAGUCUAAAAUUUUCUAAAAAUAGUAAGUUUAUACCUCUCAAUGAAGAAAAAUCAGAAAAAGUUAUAAUAGACAUGUGUAGAGAAGCUCUGUUUCAUUUGGAAAGUUGUGCCGAAAUUCUAACUAUAAUGUAUAACAUGCCUAAAUGUCCUAUAUUUAACACCGGUAACAGAAUCAAAGGUGAUAUACCACUGUCUGUUGUAGAUCCCAUUAUACCUAGUUGCUCCCUUGAUGUUACUAAAUAUAUUACAAAUGACAAUUUUGAAGAAGAGUUAAUUUCGUACAAAAAACUAUCUACAACCUUGCAUUCAUCGAACACUACAAAUACAUGUCUCUUAAAACUAGAUAAACCAAGUAAUAUACUAAAAGUCUGGUACGUGCUUAUUGAGGGCCUGAUAUCAGCAACUGUGGUAUGUUCAAAGAAAAAUCAGCCAGCAGCAAUGGAAACACUAUUCAAAUUGUUGAAAAGUACGGUUGAUGUACCUGGAACACACUUUGGCCUUCAUUGUAUUAACCAUCUUCUUUUACCCACGCUACAAAAUUGGUUAAGGCAAAUUGCUAAUGUCAACACUCAUUGGGAUACGAUAAUGCCAAAUUUCAAGUUAUGUUGCGGGAUGACAACUGACACCAUUGUAAUAUUUGUGCAUAAUUUACAACAAAUCAACAUUGAACGGUCAACAAGCGAUGAAACUAACGACGGAAUUGAGAUUGAACCUAUAGAAAAUGCAGAGGCUACGUUCGCUUUAAAACAGAUAUUGUUGAUCUUAGUAGAAUGUAUAGCCCAACCACAAGAGCCCGUUGCCAGAUUGGGCGCAUCUUGUAUAAGACAUAUUAUACUUACAUCUGGGCAUUUAUUAACGGAUGAUCAAUGGGAAAUAGUUUGUACAAGUCUCCACCGAGCUUGCAACGUCAGCUUGAGUCCUUUAAAACAAAUAACGUACGCCUUCAAAGAAAAUUCGAAUAGUUUCUAUGGAGAUUUGGCUAUUGUUAAAGUAGCAGCAAGACGCGAUUGUUCAGUUAACGAUAAUGUGAGAUUACACGCAAUGGCUCAACAAGUAUUCCUUACUGAACAGCUAAGGGGAGAUAGUAAUGCAAAAGUGAAUGGAAAAAAUUCAAAUCAAAAUCAAAUGUUGAUAGAUGAUCGAAGUUAUAUAUUUCUUAUUUAUCUUCAAGAAUCCGUUAACUCACUUAACCCUGAAUUUUACACCGUGAGAAUACCUUACAGGGGACUAAUAGUAGGACUAUUAGCUCAUCAAAUAUUAAUACAGAUAAUUGCUACAGUUCUGAUACAAGCAUCUUCCGACGUAUUUCAGGGAAUAAAUAGUAUCCUGCUGGAAAGUUUAAAAAGUGGAUCCAAUGUAUGUAACUACAGAUUUUUCUUAAAUAACAAUAACAUCGAUUUGCUCUUGAAAAGCCUCGAAAUGUCAUAUAUGCGCGCUAUGCAGUUUGAUUUACGACCCGGCUUAAAAUUUUUAGUUCAGAAAGUUUCUAACUUGGACUAUGCUGCUAAUCUUUAUAAACAAACUUCUUCAUCGUGGUUAAUUAAAAUCAUAGCACUCACUGAAAUAUUCUUUAGUGGCGUUUAUAGAUAUAAGCUUAAACCCUCAGAUAUAUCAAUCAUUUUAAAUAAUUAUACAACCUCAUUUAAUUUAACUCUGGAUUACGACAGAUUUGUAAGAAAAUUAUUUGAUUUAAAAACUACUUGGGAAUUACUUUGUAAAAAUUUUGUCAAGAACACAAUCAACGGUACAGAUUUCGAUGAACCAAGUAUUUUUAAAGAUCGUUUAUCCUGUAGCUCCGUAGAAAGCGAAUCGUCUUCCAAUAAUUACGAACAAUAUUAUGCUGAAGAAAUGCCAGAUAUACCUGAACCAUCAACCAAUAAUUCAGACAAGGAAAAUUAUAAUGACGACAAUACAAAUGAAGCUAUUAAUACACCAAAACCAUUUACAUUUGCAGACUUUAAAGCCCACAGCAGUAAGUCUGUAAUUGAACCUGAAGACAAGGAAAAAGAAAAAUUUGAAUGCCACAAUGCUACAUCAGAUGAUGAAAUUAAUACUAUUCAAAGAGAUGAAGUUUGUAUCGAAAAUGCUAAAUCCGAUCUUAUCGAAGAAAUUACCUGUAAAUCGAUAAACAAUUCUGAAAUUGGUCAGAGUCCAUUAAAAAUUAAACUUGAUAGUAUAUCAAAUGUAAAUAGUAAUCAAAUAAACACACGGAAAGUCAACAUUACAAUAUGUGAUGCACCGAACUUCGAAAAGAAUAAAACUCCAGAGUCAAUCAUUCCUCCACAGCCUGUACCUCCGGAGAUCGAACAACAAAGAACGCUAAGCAUAAACAAAGAUAUGGACGUGCGACGAUCUUGCUUACAAAGUAUAUUAAUGGCAUACUUAGAACUUGUACUGACGUUUCCGUUGGAAAGAUUCCAACUUAUCAACCCUGUACUUAACAAUGGGUUUUUACAACUUGCCAAAACCGUGACUGAGCCUCAGCUAUUGGACAGAAUAAAUAUAUUUUUCGAUAAAAAGAAUUAA
Messenger RNA from Parnassius mnemosyne (clouded apollo), 6183 nucleotides. The record is from the annotation of a GenBank genome assembly. NCBI's taxonomy places the organism in Eukaryota, Metazoa, Arthropoda, Insecta, Lepidoptera, Papilionidae.